Messenger RNA from Leguminivora glycinivorella, 840 nucleotides. RefSeq lists its product as uncharacterized. Gene Ontology annotation, cellular component: transcription regulator complex; nucleus. Gene Ontology annotation, biological process: regulation of transcription by RNA polymerase II. The transcript has 2 exons. The record is from RefSeq and is a predicted model, not a curated record. Lineage: Eukaryota; Metazoa; Arthropoda; Insecta; Lepidoptera; Tortricidae. Gene Ontology annotation, molecular function: DNA binding. Bases 81 to 677 code for a protein of 198 amino acids.
CGGCGCGGCAACGUCGCGUGUGCCGCGCCGCACCGCCGCCAUUGAUCGCACGUCAGUUGCCGCGGCAACGCUGCCAGACCAUGGUGUUCAGCAAAAUACAGAUGUCUGACACCGCCACAAUGAAAUUGAUUAAAGAAGUGCACAAACAUGGCUGCAUCUGGAAUCCUGAGGAUGAAAAUUAUAGUGAUAGACAGCAGUUGUUGGUGGCGUGGGACGAAAUAGCGAAAGCGCUGGAUUUGCCUGAGGACAUACUCCGUGGCAAGUGGAAGAUACUGCGCGACUUUUUCAAGAGAGAAGUAAAAAGAAAAAACGUCACUUCUGUAGAAGACUACAAGGGUAGAUGGCGCUACUUCAAUAGCUUGGGUUACCUACUACAUCUGUCCUUACCAAGAACAGAAGAAGACGACGGACACACGAGCGAUAAAGUCGAGACUGAGAUAGACUAUGAACCGAAAUACGCCCCAAAUGCUAACCUUGAGGUUUAUUUAGAAGAUCCCAUCCCAGAAAAAAAGUUUAAACCUAAUGAGCCAGAGGACUACGACUUGAUGUUCCUGAAGUCGCUUAUGCCGUUUUUUAAGCAACUGGAGCCGACUAGGAACUUGGUGGUAAGGAGCAGAAUACAAGAUUUGUUGCUGAAUGAGUUAGCUGCGCAGAAUAUGAACAAAAAUAAGAUGUGAUAGUGAAACCAGAUAAAAGAAAGAUUUGUGGUGUUUAUUUUCAUUUUCAACCAUAUUGAUAGUGGUGUUUUUUUUGUCGGUUGUACUGGAUAAGAUAAAGACAAUAUGUGUGACUUUUAGGAAUAUUAAAAUAUCCGAUUUGAUGAUUAUCAGAUGAAACUAA